AUGCCGCGGGCCGAGCAUGCCCCGGCCGGCAGGGGGCGCGCCCGCCCGGGCCUGGGUCGGCGGGGGGUCCGUCUGGAGCCGGGGUGUCUGUCCGGGGCCGGGGUCCGUCCGAGGUCUGUCCAGAGUCGGACAGAUCCAGGAUCUGUCCGGAGCCGGCGCUGGUCGGGGGCCUGCCCGGCGCCGGGGUCUGUCCGGAGUCGGGCGGGGUCUGUCCGGGGUCGGCCCGGCCUCCGCGCGCUCUCCGGGAUGGCGCGGCGAAGAGCCGCGGAGCCGGCCGAGCGGCGGCUUAUAAGGCGCUUCCCUUCGCGGGCGGCGCGGUCGCCGACGUCGAGGCCGCGGCCGCGUCCGCCUUCCCCGCCUCCGGGCGAGAGGACGCGCCAAGCGGAGGUGGGGGGGGCCUGGCCUCAGCACCCCGCGCCGCCUCCCGAGCCCGCGCUGCUGGGGCCGCGGGGACCCCCGGCCGCCUGGAGGGGCGGAAACCCGGGCGCCGGCCCCGCCCCGCCCGCCCCCUCCCUCCCUCCGGGCCCCGAGCCGCCGGCCGGGACCGGACGAGACUGGGCAGGGAGGGCGGGCCCCCGGGGAGACUUCUCUCUUUCCGUUUCUCGAUCCUCGGAAACUGUCGGGUCGGGGGGCUGCGCGCCCCACCCGACCCGCGGGGGUGGAAGCUGCACGUGUGCCGGGAGGGGGGCGAGGGCGGGGCGCACCCGCUCCGGGGACCCGGCGCCGGUGCUGUCGGCCAGGUUCUCGUCUGCGCGCCGCCCGCCCAUCCACCCUGGGCCGGGCCGGAGGCCGAAGCCGCCCGCCCCGCGUCCCCCGCGCAUUCCAGUCGCGCCACCGCCCGGCCACGGCGCGGACGCGGCUGGGGACAGAUGGGGACGAGGCGGGACAGACGACGCGGCAGGCCCGGGCCAGCCAGCCACAGGGUCCCCCCAAAAGGAGAGUGGACCCCCUGCUAAGAAGUGGGACGGGCCGGCGGUGGGAAAGGGUCCCCUCGGAAAGAGCGUCCCCGCGUGA
Balaenoptera ricei (Rice's whale) is the source of this 1014-nucleotide messenger RNA. Its product is annotated as basic proline-rich protein-like. The coding region runs from base 1 to 1014 and encodes 337 amino acids. The transcript has a single exon. The record is from RefSeq and is a predicted model, not a curated record. Lineage: Eukaryota; Metazoa; Chordata; Mammalia; Artiodactyla; Balaenopteridae.